UCCAAGGAUCUUGCUUCGCAUGAUUGCCAUGGGUUUUGAAAUGUCAUUUUUUGAGCCAUGGAUAUCGAGAGAUAAACUAGAAAGGUUUCAUACGACUGAAGAGGUGACCCCUGGCAUGCCUGGUUUGGAAGAUCUUGGCGUUACACCCACUUCACUGGAAGCCGCUGCCAUAUUUGGUCUGCGGCGUCACCGUGCUGCUAAACACUUUGAAGAAGCUGUGGAAGAAGCGGAACCAGCAAAACCUAUUAUUUAAUGUCACAGCGAUAGGAAAUUUAUUAUUAGUUUGCUUUUCAGAAUGUAAAAAAAAAUAUUGGAUUUUUUCCGUUUAUUGCAUUUGUGUAAAACACCCCACACUGAAAUAAUUAGUAACACUUUUAGAGAAAAAAUGUCUAUGCUCUACAGCAAGUUUACUGGGAACUACAUCAUUGUGUCAACUCCUUGAAUGUAUAUCAGGACAGACCACACAUACCCAGUCACAUUUUGCAACUCAGUGUAGUGAUUUCAUUAAAACAAUGUAUAAUAUUACCAGUAAUAGGAGUUUUGAUCCUAAUAAAAGACACUUGUGUUGACAAAGUCUCUUCUGAUGAAUAAUCAAAUAUAGCAAGAUAUCAUCUUUGUGGUUUUAGUAUUAAUGAGUCGAAUACAUUGUGAAUAAUGCAGUAUUAAAUUUACUGAUCACUGGUAUAGUGCUAGAUGUUUUUGCAUCAGACUCUUGAUUGGUAGUUUAAAUCCAACCAUAAAUUCCCAUCCCAUCCGCAAAUAUAUGCAUCUAUUUUCAGUUUACUUCCAGACAGAAUGGCAGUGAUUAAACUUGAAUUGUUAAUUCCUGGGACUGAAUUUAAAGUGAAAUUGAUGCCACAACCCUUAAAAAUCUCAUGGCUGCUGCCUCAGCAGACUAAUUGUGUAACACGAGCUCCUUUGUGAAUUGAUUUCAUUACCAUGGAAGGAAGGUUCUUAGUUUUGAUUUCAUGUGCAUGUUUAAGUGUAGGUAAUUGCAUGAGUUUGUGUGUUAGCACUAGGCAUUUUGCCUACUGUGCUUAAGGACAGCUGUCAAGAUGCUAAUGAUAGAGCAAAUGGUGAAUAAAUAUUUUAUUGAACAACUUU
Molecule: messenger RNA, 1104 nt
Organism: Saccoglossus kowalevskii
Lineage: Eukaryota; Metazoa; Hemichordata; Enteropneusta; Harrimaniidae
Product: NADH dehydrogenase [ubiquinone] 1 alpha subcomplex subunit 9, mitochondrial-like
Cellular component (GO): mitochondrion
Molecular function (GO): protein-containing complex binding
Source: RefSeq, a predicted model, not a curated record